Messenger RNA from Aspergillus ochraceoroseus IBT 24754, 1667 nucleotides. Its product is annotated as putative chromate ion transporter. Gene Ontology annotation, molecular function: chromate transmembrane transporter activity. Lineage: Eukaryota; Fungi; Ascomycota; Eurotiomycetes; Eurotiales; Aspergillaceae. The record is from RefSeq and is a predicted model, not a curated record. The transcript has 4 exons. Bases 1 to 1581 code for a protein of 526 amino acids. Gene Ontology annotation, biological process: chromate transport.
AUGCAGCUUCCACCCCCUUUCCCCCGCUAUCUCUCCUCUCUCCGCACCCUCAACCGCCGCCGCGUUCAGCGCCAUGCCGUGGAAACCGAGCACAAGGGUCUCCUCAACCGGCUGAGUGAUGUCUUUUCCCGGACCUGGUAUCUCGGGUUCACGGCAUUCGGAGGGCCUCCCGUCCACUUUCAGAUCUUCCAUGCCAAAUUUGUCGAGGGAAAAGGAGGACAGGAGAAAUGGGUGGAUGAGCAGACGUACCAAGAGCUCUUUGCCAUCUGCCAGGCUCUCCCCGGACCAGGGAGUACCAAAAUGCUCUUCUGUCUAGCACUGUUACAUGCGGGGUUCCUUCCUGCACUGCUUGUAUUUCUCCUAUGGAGUCUUCCCGGGGCAAUCGGCAUGUAUGCGCUUUCCAUCGGAGUCCAGAAUAUCCAUCAGACCCUCCCGGAUCCUACAUAUGCGCUUCUAUCUGGCCUGAAUUCCUCAACCGUGGGGAUCAUUGCGCUGGCAGCGGUGCAAUUGGCAGAAAAGGCUAUUCGAGACAAACUCACGCGCAUCCUGGUCAUCUUCGGUGCCUGUGCUGGGCUUUGUUACAAUGCGCUUUGGUACUUCCCUGCUCUGAUGGUUGUGGGCGGUUUGACGACCGUGGUGUGGGACGGAUGGCUCAGUCUGUGGGUUCGGAAAGCGAAGGCCCGAUGGAGGCAGAGAAACAUUCAUCUGGAGGCUCAGCAAGGGCCCAUCGCAGCUACAGAAGUGGAGCUACAGGAACAGAACCAUCAUGCACACACCUCUAAUCCAGGAAGUAACGCCAUGCGAUCCAGACGACCAGGGCACACAGCGGAGGUUUCGCAGCCUCUACCUCUCGGAAAUCCGCCGCAGGCAGCGUCUCAGGAUCAUGUCAUUCGGAUUAGAGUUGGCAUUAUCCUAACCGUGGGUUUCUUCGCAUCGUUUAUCGGCGUCCUCGUCGCCCGCGGCGUGGUCAAAGUGCCCGCGCUUUCCCUCGACCUGUUCGCAAACAUGUACCUCGCUGGCACCGUGAUCUUCGGCGGUGGCCCCGUGGUCAUCCCCCUUCUCCGCGCGUACGUCGUCGACCCCGGCUGGGUCUCCAGCCGAGACUUCCUCAUCGGCCUCGCUUUGAUCCAAGCAUUCCCGGGCCCCAACUUCAACUUUGCCGUUUUCCUCGGCUCCCUCGCCAUCCAAGGCUCCCAGUCCCGGUUCCCAUCUAUCUUUGGUGCCUUCCUUGCAUUUCUCGGGAUCUUCUUACCGGGAAUCACCCUUGCUGUUGCCGUGCAGAGCUUCUGGCGGGUCCUCCGCCGGAGAAAAUGGGUGGUUGAUCUACUUCGCGGAAUCAAUGCAACUGCCGUGGGGCUGGUGUUUACGGCGGUGUACCGGCUCUGGGAGAUCGGGUAUUUGACGCCUCAGUCGAGCAAUGGACAAAGCCUGGGGACGGAGCCUUGGUGGGUUGUUGUUGCGGCGGUGACUUAUGCGGAGAAUGCUUGGUUCAAGGUACCUCCGGCGAUUGCGAUUAUCCUGGGAAGUGUUUUGGGGUUGUGUUGGUAUGGGGUUGAACUUUUAAUUAGGGGGUUAGAAUAGGAAGGGAUGUAUCUUCUUCAUUGACUCAACGUAAUCUCUCAAAUUCGCCUUUUAUCAAGUCAAACACAGUACAAAUACAAUGAUGU